Molecule: messenger RNA, 723 nt
Organism: Lutzomyia longipalpis
Lineage: Eukaryota; Metazoa; Arthropoda; Insecta; Diptera; Psychodidae
Product: methylated-DNA--protein-cysteine methyltransferase, constitutive
Exons: 1
Coding region: 83-598 (171 amino acids)
Biological process (GO): DNA repair
Molecular function (GO): methylated-DNA-[protein]-cysteine S-methyltransferase activity
Source: RefSeq, a predicted model, not a curated record
UGUUUGAUUCGCGCCAAAGCGGCAAGAUUGUGAAAUUCGUUAAAAUAUUGCGUUUUUCUCUAAAAACAAGGUUUUUUUUACAAUGGUUCCGCCAAUUUCUCGCAAUUGUGGCAUAAUUGAAACUCCCCUGGGUGAGAUGUUGGCUACUGUAAGUGUGGGCAAUCGUCUGGAGAAGCUGGAAUUUCGUGACAGGGUGGAAGACAGCAUUGCAGCGAGUGGUUUCGAUGUAGCUGAACUAAUGAAAAACACCAAGAAGCACCCGAUUUUGCUACAAGUUCAACAGGAAAUGAACGAAUACUUUGCAGGGAAGAGACAAAAGUUCAAUGUGCCACUUGUGGAUGAUAAUCACCAUCUACUGGCCAUUCCGUAUGGGGAAACAUGGACAUACCAGGAACUGGCAAAUUAUAUGGGAAAGCCAAAGGGAGCCCGGUAUGCUGGAUAUGUAUGCAAGACCAAUAAUGUUUGCAUCAUCAUCCCAUGUCACCGAGUAGUGGCCAAGAGUGGUGUGGUCAACUAUGGAGCUGGUCCAGGAAGGAAGAUCUUCCUGCUUGAUCUCGAGGCCAAGGUCACAGAAGACAAACUCAAGAAACUCAAGUAGAAACCAUAAAUUUUUCAUAAUCCCUCUUUUCGGUACCUUUCCUACCUCAUAGAAUUUAUUAUUACAUAUUAUGAAUUACAUAAAGCGUUUGAAUUAAAUAUAAUUUUUUUUUCUUAUAAAACCUC